Colletotrichum navitas is the source of this 699-nucleotide messenger RNA. RefSeq lists its product as uncharacterized. The transcript is spliced from 2 exons. The record is from RefSeq and is a predicted model, not a curated record. Gene Ontology annotation, molecular function: protein binding. Lineage: Eukaryota; Fungi; Ascomycota; Sordariomycetes; Glomerellales; Glomerellaceae. The annotation marks the transcript as partial.
CGCCUCGCAGUCCGCUGGCCCUGUCUUGACCAGCACCAAGCACACUUGCCGCCACCCCUUGACCCAGAGAGUCCCAGAGAAACCUACUUCGCUGCCCCACUCCACGCGGCUGCACGCGCAGGCCACGAUAACUUGGUCGAGUACAUUCUCGACCGCUGCGAUAGUGUCAACCUCAUUAUCGACGCAGAGGCCCAGCUUCUUUGCCUGUGUCCAUCGCCCUGCAUUAAUGCUUUCCGUACUACCCCUCUGCACGUGGCGCUUUCCCACGGCCAUCAUUCGACAGCAAAGAUCCUAAUGCUCCGCGGAGCCAUUUGGGAUCGCCCUUUUGAGUUCUCUCAGGGCGUCACAGGCCUUCACAUCAUGGCUGCAACUGGCGCUGCAGACCUUGUCGACUGGAUUGCAGACUCGCCUAGCUCUGUACUUAGAAGGAAUGGACCUCUACAUGACUGGCCUGACAUUGACGGUUUCUAUAGUCUGCAUUACGCCUGUCUGUCACUAGGAGUAGCUAAUAAAGCUCACAGCAGCCAGCUAUUUAGCAUAGAAUCCUUGCGCCUUAUGUCCUCCCUGACUUGUCUUAGUACCAUUAUUAAUACUAAAGACAAGAAAAAGGCUGCACACCGGCUUAUGAUAGAGACCUGUCGCCUUAGUUCUCUAGUUAACUGCUGGUGGGUAGAUCCCAAUAGGAGAGAAUCAGAAUAG